UUUGUAUUUGUAUUAACUAGUAGUCCUUUUAAACACUUUUAAUGUUCAUGACACCUUGGGGAUGGUGCUCAAACCGGUUCCAUGGCAACCGAGUGGUUAUAUUCGUUUCCUUUCAAAGCUGCGGAUAUCCAUGGCUAACCAUGCGGUUAUUUGGUCUUGCAUUGUUUGCGAUGGUCGCUUGUACCAUCAUCGCAGGCCAUUAUUGCACCAUCUCCGCCUAGCGCGGCGCUAAGCUGCUUUCUUUCUUUCUUUUUUUGGCCGCGUUGUAAUAGACCAUCCACAAGGGUAUCAAUAAAUCGGAAAUAAGCAGAUCAUUCCAUGUCCGCUUCGGCUUCGGGGUCAGCUGCGGGCUCUCUUGGCUCUUGCGCUUCAUGGUACUGUAUCGCGUCGUCAAUAUAGCUUAGAACGGCAGAGAUGCUAUCCUCGUCCUGCGCAUCAAGCUUGAGGAAUGAGACCAUGCUAAAAUCAUCAAUUAGUCGGGCAACAGCCUUAUUCAAACGGUUGAAUGAGCUACCGGUCAGGACCUCAGCGGUGGAAGACGGGUCUCGGCCAGUUGACUCCUCCUCGUUGCCAGGCUCUAUCAAGUUGACAUCCACCGAAGUGAACUGCUUGAGCUCCUUUUUACCAAUGACACCCUUUAUCUGGUCCAUCUUACUGAGGAUGUUCACGUGUGGUAUCUCUAACAUGAUCAUGGCGGACAUGGCACUCAACGUUCCCGCAAAGAACUUGGGCCGGUCGACGACGAAAGAACUUUCCAGCAGGUAGGCGGCGCAGAGAGAUAUGUUAAGGGCUCCAGACCGGGACAGAUAUUGGACGAGCGACGGCAGGAGCGGGACAUGAGUAUAGAGCUCUAUCUGGCCGGGCAUAUCGAAUAUGAUCAGGUACUCUUCGCUCAGCGGGUCGAGGGCGUCGUUGAGAAAGUCGAGAUUCUGCAGCAGGAACUCAAAACAGUACAUCAGGCCGCCAUUGGGGCCCAGGCCCAUCUCCUCCAUCACAUCUUCGAGUGUGAUCAGCUCGCGGAUGUCCAGGUCGGGCUCGUAGGAGAAGCUCUCGGCGGCCGGGUCGAGGUUGACAUAAAAGCAGCUGCGCCGAGUGUUCUGGAGGUGCUGGAUGAGCGACGUACAGAAGGUCGUCUUGCCCGCGCCGGCCGGGCCCAUGACCAGGACCCCGAACUUCGACAUGCUGGUCCCGCGUAUUGCUUAUUUGCUAGGAUUGUUCGGCUAGUUUCCUCUCCUCUUCGUUCCUUUCAACUCGUGUGUGGUUCUGCGGCGCUCGCCUCGCGGCUGGGAUCGAGGCAGCGGGCUUCGGGGACCCGUCAGCCUUUCGGUGUAUCCUGUCGCCUUUUCAGCUGUGCCUUCACAAGCCCAACAGCACUCGGUCAGCCCUCAGUCCAUCCGUAUCAUGCUUGUAUAUCCGCUAUCACCGACUCUCUGUGCCCGCAGUUGCUGUAGUUGCUGUAGUUGCUGUAGUUUUGUACAAAAAUACCUAGUUUACUAGCAGGACCACCGCCUUUC
This is a messenger RNA of Trichophyton rubrum CBS 118892, 1514 nucleotides long. RefSeq lists its product as uncharacterized. The transcript has a single exon. The coding region runs from base 837 to 1451 and encodes 204 amino acids. NCBI's taxonomy places the organism in Eukaryota, Fungi, Ascomycota, Eurotiomycetes, Onygenales, Arthrodermataceae. The record is from RefSeq and is a predicted model, not a curated record.